Dalotia coriaria is the source of this 4814-nucleotide messenger RNA. RefSeq names its product DNA polymerase alpha catalytic subunit (gene DNApol-alpha180). Gene Ontology annotation, cellular component: alpha DNA polymerase:primase complex. NCBI's taxonomy places the organism in Eukaryota, Metazoa, Arthropoda, Insecta, Coleoptera, Staphylinidae. Gene Ontology annotation, biological process: leading strand elongation; lagging strand elongation; mitotic DNA replication initiation. The coding region runs from base 190 to 4521 and encodes 1443 amino acids. The transcript is spliced from 8 exons. Gene Ontology annotation, molecular function: single-stranded DNA binding; DNA-directed DNA polymerase activity; chromatin binding. The record is from RefSeq and is a predicted model, not a curated record.
GUUUGUCAAUUCUCAAAAACCCUAAGGUCACAUAGAGUAAAUAAAUUAGGUUAAAUUUUGUUUUCCCGCUCUUUUCAGAUUUGUUCAUUACAACCGCGAGUGCACUUAUAAGAAGAUUUUAAAAGUAAUUUUAUAAAAUUUAAUAACUAGUACUGUGUGCAGCACGUUAUUUGUGAUUAUUUAUUGAAGAUGGAAGAUGAUCCAGUAAAUUCGGGUCAAGAACCAAGGGCUAAACGUCAGAAACAAGACAAAAAAGGCCGUUUUGCCGCUUUGCAGAAACUCAAAGACUUACAAGGAAGGAGAUCUAAGAACAAAUAUGAAGUUAAUGAUGAAAUUGACAAUGUAUAUGAUAUAGUUGAUGAGAAAGAAUACUCAAAAAGAGUUUUGGACAGACAGGAUGAAGAUUGGAUUGUUGAUGAUGAGGGCAUUGGUUACAUUGAAGAUGGCAGAGAAAUUUUUGAUGAUGACUUGGAUGCUGAAUCAAUUGCAGAAGGAUCCUCAAGGAAAGGCAGAGGAGCAAAGAGAAAAAAGAAACAAAUCUCUGAGAAUGCAGGCAGAGGAAAUAUUCAAAAUUUGAUUUCAAACAUGCCUAUUAAGAAAAAGGAAGAAAAACUUGAGGAUGAUGACAUUUUGUCAGAUAUUAUCAAUGAAAUUGAUCAUCCGACAACUUCUACAGUAACUGCAUCUGGUGGUUUAAAGAACAAACCAAAACAACGUUUCUCACUUAUUGCUGAAAAGAAAGCCGCCAAUUUGUACACAAAAAGUUUUGCAAAACCAAAAAUUAUAAAACCUUUAUACAAGGAUGAAACAUCUCCAGUAAAAGUAGUUCCUGUUGAUGAAACUACAAAUAGAGAUAUUGACAUGGAGGAAAUGGAAGAUUCUGAAUCACUUAAUCAACUGGACAGUACUGAUUGUUCAGAUACAAAAAAAUCUGAAACAGAAACAAUUCAAAAGAAAAAAUUAUUAUUUACGAUCAGUGAGAAAAAAGCAGUGGAAUCUAAAGUUGAAGAAGUAUCAGGGAUUGGAGAAGAAUUUGCAGAUAUUGAUUUUGAAGACGAUUUUGAUUUUGAUAACAUAGAUGCGUUAGCGGGAUCUACAUCUGAUAAAAACGUCCCAGAUGUAACAGAAGAACAAUUGUUACAAGGUUUCACAUUUGUAGGCGAUACCAGUACGAAUGAUACCGAUGUUAUGGAUAUGUCUGCAGUUCCGCAAACUUCAGAGGAAGAUGGAAAAAAUGUAUUUAGGUUCUUUUGGUGGGAUGCAUACGAAGACGAACGCAGUCAACCGGGAGUGGUACUCCUAUUCGGGAAAACAUUCUCAGAGGAAGAGAAAAAGUUUGUUAGUUGCAGUGUGGUAGUGAAAAAUAUUCAGAGGAAAGUUUAUUUACUACCACGCCCAUUUUUCCUAGAUAAAAAUGGAAAGGAAACAGAUAAACCUGUAUCAAUAAUGGAUGUAUACCAAGAAUUUAAUGAAGAUGUUGCUAAAUUGUACAACGUGUCUUCAUAUAAGUCCAAGAAAGUGACAAGAAAAUAUGCGUUUGAUUCAAGUGUACCUGAAGACAGUGAAUAUCUUGAAGUUAGAUUCGAGGGCAAGUAUGAUUUUCACGAGCAAAACUACAAAACCUUUUCACGAGUUUUCGGUAUGAACAGUUCAUUCCUAGAGAUAUUUCUUCUCGAGAGAAAAAUCAAAGGCCCGUGUUGGUUGAAUGUUUCUAAUUUCGAAGUUGCUUCUAAUCCGUAUACUCACACCAGCAUGGAAUUAAGGUGUUCUAAACCUUCAGACGUGGCUGUAAUGGAGUCUCUACGACCUGCACCUCCUCCGCCAUUGGUUGUAAUGGCGUUGAACAUCAAAGCAGGAGUCAACCCAAAGACCAACGCUAAUGAAAUUGCUCUAAUAUCAUGUCUGGUUAAUAAUCGAUAUUAUCUAGAAAAACAAGCUCCCAAAAUUCCGUUUCAGGAACACUUUUGUGUGUUAACGAAAUUAUCACAGGGUGUAUUUCCAAAUAAUAUGCACAUUGCUUUAUCGAAAUACAAAGCAACACGCGUACAAAAAAUGGAUUCUGAAAAAGCACUGCUUAAUUAUUUCAUGGCCCAAUUUUCGAAAAUCGAUCCGGACCUGAUUGUCGGACACGAUCUCAAUGGAUAUCAAUUCGCAAUACUCGCCGAUCGACUUCAAUUCCAAAACGCGACCAACUAUAGUCGCCUCUCUCGAAUUAAACGAUCCAACGGGAAAAACUUGUAUGAGCGUCACUUGUUCAGUGGACGAUUGGUGUGCGAUAUUAAAUUAAGCGCCAAGGAAUUGAUUCGCAGUCGCUCAUAUGACCUGGACACUCUAUGUCAAAGUGUUCUGAAAAUACCCGAAGGUCAGCGAAUCGAAAUAGAGCCCGAAAACAUUCCUAUGAUGUAUGAAUCAUCGGUGGAGUUUUUUAAAUUCGUAUCCAUUACAAUGCAAGACACCGCAUAUAUUUUAAAGAUGAUGUUUGAGUUGAAUGUGAUUCCAUUAGCGCUGCAAAUUACUAACAUAGCCGGGAAUGUCAUGUCUCGUACUUUGAUGGGUGGAAGGUCUGAACGCAAUGAAUAUUUACUCUUGCAUGCUUUCCAUGAAAAGGAUUACAUUGUACCAGAAAAGGUAAUCAAGAAGAAAGGUCAGGAAGAGGUCUCUACAUCUAAACGAAAGAAACCAACAUAUUCUGGUGGUUUAGUCUUGGACCCCAAAGUUGGUUUUUAUGAUAAAUUGAUCUUAUUGAUGGAUUUCAACUCAUUGUAUCCAAGUAUUAUCCAGGAAUAUAAUAUUUGUUUCACAACUAUGCAUGAUAUCAAUGAAGCUGACUCUGAAAUAAUGGAAUUGCCAGAUAAAAGUUUGCCUCCUGGUAUUUUACCAACUGAAAUUCGAAAAUUGGUAGAAAGUCGUCGGGAAGUUAAAAAAUUGAUGAAAAAUCCAGAUUUAUCUGCAGAUUUGCAAAUGCAGUAUAACAUACGGCAAAUGGCGUUGAAGUUGACAGCGAAUUCGAUGUACGGUUGUUUGGGUUUCAGUAACUCACGCUUUUUCGCAAAAAAGCUUGCUGCUUUAGUCACACAAAAAGGUCGAGAAAUCCUCACGAUAACACGUGAUAUUGUUCAAAAACUUUCAUAUGAUGUCAUUUACGGCGAUACUGAUAGUAUAAUGAUAAACACAAACAUCCAAGAUUAUGAUCAAGUAUUCAAGAUUGGUAAGAGUAUCAAACAGGAGAUUAACCAAAUGUACAAACAAAUCGAGUUAGAUAUCGAUGGAGUAUUUAAAUAUUUAUUAUUACUUAAGAAAAAGAAAUACGCAGCUGUUUCACUUUCGAAAAAUAAAAAUGGUAAGCUGGUUGAGGUGCAAGAACAUAAAGGUCUUGAUAUUGUACGAAGGGAUUGGUCACAACUAGCAUCGGAGGCCGGUAAAUUUAUUCUCAAUCAAAUUUUAUGCGAUCAGUCUACCGAUGAUCGUAUUGACAAUAUUCUAAAACAUCUAAGGAAAUUGAAGGACGAUUUGGAAGCAAACGCUGUACCUCUAUCAUUACUAGUUAUUACGAAACAACUGACCAAAGAUCCAAAUCAAUAUCCGGAUAAGAAUUCGUUACCGCAUGUUAUAGUGGCAUUGAGGCAUAACAAAAGUAAAGGCAAGAAGUUUAAAGCGGGCGAUACGGUACCUUAUAUUAUCUGCAAGGAUGGUACUACUAGUAGUGCCACCCAAAGAGCUUAUCUUCUUGAUGAUUUGAAAACUAACGCCGAUUUGAAGAUUGAUAUCGACUACUAUUUGGGACAACAAAUUUUUCCAGUUGUUUCACGUAUUUUGGAACCUGUUGAAGGUGUGGAUCCUUCUGAAAUAGGAAAUUGUUUAGGUGUUGAUGUAAAAAAGAUACAAAAACCAGGCACAGCUGCAGGCAGUCAGUUUGUUUUCACUGAAAUCAAGCGAGUGGAAUCGUUAAAGAGAAAUUGCAAACCUUUUAUGUGGAAUUGUCUCGCUUGUAACUACUAUAACUCGGUAGGCGAUGAUAGUGAGAUUGUUUUGGAAUCGUGUGGAAAUCCGGAGUGUGAUGUGCGACCAGUUGAAUAUUUAUCAUAUAUAAUGAACAAACUUGUUUUGGCUUUGAGAGGGUACGAAGCGCAAUAUUACAAGAAUGAGUUCACUUGUGAAGAUCCGUCGUGCACUGUGAAUACAUACAAACUUCCGCAACGUUUUUCCGGCCGGUAUCCGGUGUGCACAAAGUGCAACCAGGCGGUCAUGUUCAAAGUUUAUUCCGAGGAUGACUUGUAUGCCCAGUUAAUUUAUCUACAGAAUAUUUUUGAUUAUACAAAGAAACCAAAACGUGAUGAUCCUAACUUAGAAGCGGCUUACAUCGCGCUAAAGGAAGUCGUUGAUAAGUUUAUAAACGUGUGCGGUUAUGCAACAGUGAAUCUAAGCGAAUUAUUCGGCGCGUUCACUGUGAACAAAGUUGUGAAGGAAGAGAUGCAAAUUGAUGCAACGCACGUUUUUGAUGAUGCUGCAGAAGAUAUUUAAGUUUAUUUCUUUUGUGCAGUUAGUGCUGUAACUAUUUUAUGCGUUUAUUAUUUUAUGCUUAGGUGCGUGAAGCAGAAAAACAACGAUGGCUACCUUGUUGUUCUUUUGUUUCAUUGGGAAGCACUUUUUAUCAUAAACUCGAAUACAUGCGACUUACUUAUUCGAGUUUGCGAUGUUUUACUUAUUUAAUUAUUGUAUCCUCAAAUUAAAUAGUUACAUUUUAAGUAGGUAUAUUAAGUAUAUUCCAAGUGUAUGAAAUAUGUGUCUAAAAAUUAAAUGUUGUGUUAAGUAGA